Cyprinodon tularosa is the source of this 918-nucleotide messenger RNA. Its product is annotated as troponin T, cardiac muscle isoforms-like. Gene Ontology annotation, biological process: cardiac muscle contraction; sarcomere organization; regulation of muscle contraction. Lineage: Eukaryota; Metazoa; Chordata; Actinopteri; Cyprinodontiformes; Cyprinodontidae. The record is from RefSeq and is a predicted model, not a curated record. Gene Ontology annotation, molecular function: tropomyosin binding; troponin I binding; troponin C binding. The transcript has 15 exons. The coding region runs from base 27 to 875 and encodes 282 amino acids. Gene Ontology annotation, cellular component: troponin complex.
UUUGAUUAAAGCAGCUGUAAGCCAAAAUGUCUGACGAAGCAGUGGAGGAAGUUUUAGAAGAAGUUGUAGAGGAAGAAGUUGAAGAAGUUGUAGUGGAGGAGGUGGUGGAGGAAGAAGAAGCUCCACCUGGAGUAGAAGAGCCUCCUGUUUCGGCAGCUGAAGAGACUCCAGCUACAGAAGAAGAGGCUCCAGCUGUAGAUGAAGAUGAAUCAAGGCCCAAACCAAAGGCUUUUGCACCACCCAUAGCUGUUCCAAAGAUACCAGAGGGAGAUAAGGUGGACUUUGAUGACAUCCACAGGAAGCGUCAGGAGAAAGAUCUGUCAGAGCUGCAAUCUCUGAUCGAAGCCCACUUCAUUCAGAGGAAAAAGGAUGAGGAGGAGCUCAUCGCUCUUGUUAACAGGAUUGAGAAGCGUCGUGCUGAGAGGGCUGAACAGCAGAGGAUCCGCACUGAGCAGGAGAAGGAGAGGCAGGCUCGUCUCGUUGAGGAAAAAGAGAGGAAGGAACAGGAGGAGGCUCGUAAGAAGCAUGAGGACGACACCAAGAAGAAAAAGGCUUUGACCAACAUGACCCAACAUUACGGUGGUCAGCAAAGGCAAGAUGGAAAGAAGGGAGCAAAGAAGCAAACGGAAAGAGAAAAGAAGAGAAAGAUCCUGGCAGAGAGGAAGAAACCACUCAACAUUGACCACCUCAACGAGGACAAGCUGAAGGAGAAGGCCAGCGAGCUGUGGCAGUGGCUGAUGACGCUGGAGGCGGAGAAGUUUGACUACACUGAGCAGCUAAAGAGACAGAAGUAUGAUAUCAACCUGCUGCAGAAUCGGGUCCAGGCCACCCAGAGCGCCAAAGGAAGAGGCAAGGCCAAAGGCAGGGUGAGAUAGAGGGAUGAAACCUGCCUGUCAGAUGCCGGAACAACGGUGUUCG